Messenger RNA from Piliocolobus tephrosceles (Ugandan red Colobus), 2700 nucleotides. Its product is annotated as succinate dehydrogenase [ubiquinone] flavoprotein subunit, mitochondrial-like. Gene Ontology annotation, molecular function: succinate dehydrogenase (quinone) activity; electron transfer activity; flavin adenine dinucleotide binding. NCBI's taxonomy places the organism in Eukaryota, Metazoa, Chordata, Mammalia, Primates, Cercopithecidae. The transcript is spliced from 8 exons. Gene Ontology annotation, cellular component: respiratory chain complex II (succinate dehydrogenase). The record is from RefSeq and is a predicted model, not a curated record. The coding region runs from base 223 to 1449 and encodes 408 amino acids. Gene Ontology annotation, biological process: mitochondrial electron transport, succinate to ubiquinone.
CAGUGAUGUGUGUGGGGUGUGCGUGAGUAGAGGGUUGUAUGCACACAGACAGCACUGAGAAGACGGUGCCCCGGGGCUGCUAUGUCCGUUCUGUGAUCUCACCAGACAGGAGGUCAAGACGUGGGCCGCUGUCAGUCACUGCUGUCUGUUGUUUCCAGAGGUUACGGGUGCACCUACUUCAGCUGCACGUCUGCCCACACCAGCACUGGCGACGGCACGGCCAUGAUCACCAGGGCAGGCCUUCCUUGCCAGGACCUAGAGUUUGUUCACUUCCACCCCACAGGCAUAUAUGGUGCCGGUUGUCUCAUUACAGAAGGAUGUCGUGGAGAGGGAGGCAUUCUCAUUAACAGUCAAGGUGAAAGGUUUAUGGAGCGAUACGCCCCCGUGGCGAAGGACCUGGCGUCUAGAGAUGUGGUGUCUCGGUCGAUGACUCUGGAGAUCCGCGAAGGAAGAGGCUGUGGCCCUGAGAAAGAUCACGUCUACCUGCAGCUGCACCACCUGCCUCCAGAGCAGCUGGCCACGCGCCUGCCCAGCAUUUCAGAGACAGCCAUGAUCUUCGCUGGUGUGGACGUCACGAAGGAGCCGAUCCCUGUCCUCCCCACCGUGCAUUAUAACAUGGGCGGCAUUCCCACCAACUACAAGGGGCAGGUCCUGAGGCAUGUGAAUGGCCAGGAUCAGAUUGUGCCCGGCCUGUACACCUGUGAAGAGGCCGCUUGUGCCUUGGUACAUGGUGCCAACCGGCUUGGGGCAAACUCGCUCUCGGACCUGGUUGUCUUUGGUCGGGCAUGUGCCCUGAGCAUCGAAGAGUCAUAUAGGCCUGGAGAUAAAGUCCCUCCAAUUAAACCAAAUGCUGGGGAAGAAUCUGUCAUGAAUCUUGACAAAUUGAGAUUUGCUGACGGAAGCAUAAGAACAUCGGAACUUCGACUCAGCAUGCAGAAGUCAAUGCAAAAUCAUGCUGCUGUGUUCCGUGUGGGAAGCGUGUUGCAAGAAGGUUGUGGGAAAAUCAGCAAGCUCUACGGAGACCUGAAGCACCUGAAGACGUUUGACCGGGGAAUGGUCUGGAACACGGACCUGGUGGAGACCCUGGAGCUGCAGAACCUGAUGCUGUGUGCGCUGCAGACCAUCUACGGAGCAGAGGCGCGGAAGGAGUCACGGGGCGCACACGCCAGGGAAGACUACAAGGUGCGGAUUGAUGAGUACGAUUACUCCAAGCCCAUCCAGGGGCAACAGAAGAAGCCCUUUGAGGAGCACUGGAGGAAGCACACCCUGUCCUAUGUGGACGUCAGCACUGGGAAGGUCAGUGGGGAGCUCGUUCUCACCACAGCCCAGAACGCGCACGGCCCCGCCCAGGUUCGCGGGCUGACCUUGCUGAUGGUGAACGGGGAGGAGCAGGCCAGGUUUAAAUCAACUCCUGACAGAUUUGAGGCACCACUGAAAAAGGCACUCUGACAGCAGUCAGGCUUCUGGCUGGAAACAGAAUCCAGUGCCUGCAAGUGGUUCAGAGGAGCCUUGAGGAAGGGUUGCUCCGUGGUGUGGGCCAGAUGGAAGUCACUGGGCAGGAGCAAGUGUCCAAGGCCUGGUGGCGGGGGAGGAGAGGAGGAUUGUGGACUUAGGGAGAAAGUCAGCGUCUGUGGGAUGGGGACACAGCCACUACCAGAAACCAGUCCCAAGCCAAGGGAGCCCGGAAGAGACCCCUCCCCUCUCCUCCCUUGGGCUGGCCCAACCGGAAGCAUCUGCAGGGGAGCUGAGGUGAUGUGGUGCAGCCCUUAGCAUCCCCUGGGCACUGAGCAAGCAGAGAAGGGAAGGGCAGAAAUUGAGGAGGGGUUGUGGUGAGCAGUGUCCUGGGAACAGCCAGCCAAGGGUGUGGUAGGGGGGUUGCAGCCUUGUUCCACACAAGCACAGUUCACCUGUGUGGCAUUUCCGCUGGGCAUUAAGAUUCAGAAAUAACGAAGAUAGAAAGCUUUUACCCUUAAGCUUUUCAUAGCUUGUAAGAGAUAGUCGUAUAAUCACUUAGCUGUGUCUGUGGAAGUUACCUUUGGACUCUCACUAUCAUGUAGUGUGUCUGUAAUUCAGGCAGUAGGUCAUUUUCAGGAUGUAUCAUGAAGGCCAUUUCCUGAUAAUAUAUAGAAAUCACACUUCACUCGCUUAGCACAAGUCUAUUUUUAACGUUUCCAGGUUUGGGUUUUUUCUUUUGUUUUUGUUUUUCUGAGAUAGGGUCUCAUGUCUGUUGCCCAGGCUGAAAUGUGGUGGGUCGAUCUUGUCUCACUGCAGCCUCAACCUCCCCCUGGCUCAGGUGAUCCUCCCACCUCAGCCUCCCAGGCACAUGCCACCAUGCCUGGCUAAUUUUUGUAUGUUUUGUAGAGACGGGGUUUUGCCACGUUGCCUAGGCUAGUCUUGAACUCAAGUGAUCCACCUGUCUUGGCCUCCCCAACAGGCAUGAACCAACAUGCUCAGCCAGUUUUAGUGAUUUCUCAAGAAAUACAUACUCAUUUCAGAAAGUACAGAGAGAUUGAAAUAAGAGCUCACUAACCAGAGAUGACCCAUUAUGGUUUAAAUUUCUUUGUAUAUGUGCCUACCUUUUCCUGUGUGUGCAUUUUUAAUACACAGCUAGAGUAUUCCUUCUCUGAAAUCCUUGGAACCAGAAGUGUUGCGGAUUUCAGGCUUGUUCAGACUUUGGAAUAUCUGCAUGAUACUUACUGU